CACUUACUUAUUCACACUAAAUAACGAGGUGAAUUAUUCUAGUAUAUGGUAAAUCUAAUGCGGUUUACAAACAUAAUUAGGAAGAAUAUUGUUUUAUAUCGUCAUUACACUUAUCUUGACUUUUAGUAAACGAUUAUGUGUGCAUCACACGGUUUUUAUGAUACGAAUCCAUUAACCUGGUAUUUAUUUUCAAUGUUCUCCUUCAACGGCGCGCUUUUUUCCGAAAUACUGUUUAACAGUUCAUUUUUGUUACUUCAUGUGCUAACCACAUUUGAGUGUAUUCUGAAAUUGAUAACAGCUCAAACGUCUUUAAAA
Schistosoma guineensis is the source of this 315-nucleotide messenger RNA. The record is from the annotation of a GenBank genome assembly. NCBI's taxonomy places the organism in Eukaryota, Metazoa, Platyhelminthes, Trematoda, Strigeidida, Schistosomatidae.